Spinacia oleracea (spinach) is the source of this 1119-nucleotide messenger RNA. RefSeq names its product cytochrome P450 87A3-like. The record is from RefSeq and is a predicted model, not a curated record. The transcript is spliced from 9 exons. Bases 1 to 1119 code for a protein of 372 amino acids. Gene Ontology annotation, biological process: sterol metabolic process; brassinosteroid homeostasis; multicellular organism development. NCBI's taxonomy places the organism in Eukaryota, Viridiplantae, Streptophyta, Magnoliopsida, Caryophyllales, Amaranthaceae. Gene Ontology annotation, molecular function: iron ion binding; monooxygenase activity; heme binding.
AUGGAGAUGAUUUUCAAUCUGACAGCCAAAAAGCUAAUUAGUCAUGAUGCUGAAACCUCUUCAGAAAAUCUAAGGGAGAAUUUUGUUGCUUUCAUUAAGGGAUUAAUCUCCUUCCCUUUGGACAUUCCUGGUACAGCAUACCACGAAUGUUUACAGGGAAGAAAGAAGGCAAUGAAGAUGCUGAAAAAUAUGCUACAAGAGAGAAGAAUGAUGCCCAGAAAACAGAACACCGACUUUUAUGAUUAUGUCUUAGUGGAACUGGCAAAGGAGGAAACACUACUAACAGAGGGAAUUGCUUUGGACUUGAUGUUUGUGCUUCUCUUUGCUAGCUUUGAGACAACCUCCUUGGCUUUAACCGUAGCCUUAAAAUAUCUCUCAGAUUAUCCUCUGGUGCUACAAAAACUAACGGAAGAGCAUGAGGCGAUUUUAAAGAAGCGUGAAAAUCCUGAUUCUCACCUUACAUGGAGUGAAUACAAAUCAAUGACAUUCACUUUUCAGUUUAUCAAUGAAACAGUUAGGCUGGCAAAUAUAGUUCCAGGAAUAUUUAGAAAAGCAUUGAAAGAUGUCAGCUACAAGGGUUACACCAUUCCAGCUGGUUGGGGUGUCAUGGUCUGUCCUCCAGCUGUACACUUAAACCCUGCUAAAUAUGAAAAUCCCCUUGACUUUAAUCCAUCGAGAUGGGAGGGAGGAGAAAUAAAUGGUGUAUCCAAACAUUUCAUGGCUUUCGGUGGAGGCAUGAGAUUUUGUGUUGGGACAGAUUUUACCAAGGUGCAAAUGGUUGUAUUUCUACACUGCUUGGUUACAAAGUGGAAUCCAGUAAAAGGAGGGAACAUAGUUCGGACCCCUGGCUUACAGUUUCCAGAUGGAUUUCAUGUUCAAUUGUCUGAGAAAAGAAUUCCCAAAUUGAUGAAAUUUGACCUAAAAAUCCAACAUUUUACUCCAAAAAGAAAGAAACGAGAUAAACAAACUCACACUGUGGAUGCCGGAGGCGUUAAGGGCGGCAAAGAAGGCGGUAGCGGCGGCUCAAACGAAGAGAGAGGCGACCCCGAGUUCCCUGGCGGGCAUAAAAUUGGAAUCUCCGACGAAGCCUUUCUUGCAAGAUCUAAUCCCCCACCCUAA